Corvus hawaiiensis (hawaiian crow) is the source of this 5214-nucleotide messenger RNA. RefSeq names its product interleukin 22 receptor subunit alpha 1 (gene IL22RA1). The record is from RefSeq and is a predicted model, not a curated record. Gene Ontology annotation, molecular function: protein binding. NCBI's taxonomy places the organism in Eukaryota, Metazoa, Chordata, Aves, Passeriformes, Corvidae. The coding region runs from base 80 to 1873 and encodes 597 amino acids. The transcript is spliced from 7 exons.
AUUCAGCUCUCACAGAAGGUGAUUCACCUGCACACAGAAGCAACUGCCUGCUCUCCCAGCCCAGCCUGCAGAGCUAUUCAUGAAGCGAUUUCUGAUCGUCCUGGCUGGAGUUUCAGUGAUCGGCAUUGUGACUACAGAGAGAUCAUCAUGUCUGAAACGUGCAGCAUUUUCUUCCACAAACUUUGAGAACAUCCUGACCUGGGAAACAGAGGCAGAUAUUCCCCCUGGCACUGUAUUUGAUGUCCAAUACAAACAGUAUGGAGAGAAAUCCUGGCUCACCAAGAAUGAGUGCCAAAGCAUCACCCAGCUCUUCUGCAACCUCACCCGGGAGACAGAGAACUUCAGGGAGCAUUUCUACGGCCGGGUGAGGGCCAGGAACUGCUCCUCCAGCUGGGUGCGCUCCGAGAGGUUCGAGCCCCGCAAAGAGACCAUUAUAGGAGCACCACAAGUGGAAUACAUUCCCUAUGUCCGCUCCAUAAAGUUCCUUAUCCGGCCCCCCGUUACCCCCCUGCGGGGUGAGGAUGACCAGCAGCUCACUGUGGAGGACAUUUACAGCAAAUUUGGGCCUGUGGAUUAUCACCUGACAAUAUUCAACCAGAGGACACACCAGCAGUGGACAAAGAAUGAGCACAACAAAGAACUUGAAGUUUCCAAUUUGGACCCAGACACUGAAUACAAUGGAACAGUUUAUAUCUGUCUGCUCCAGAGAAGGAGCAAACCUCAAGUGUUUUGGGUCAAAACACUGGCAGACAAGACGUGGAUCCUCUACUGUUUGGUGGCCCUGGCGUUCUGUGCAGGGCUGAUCUUUGCUGCCGGCAUUUAUGUGAUCUACAGAUACAUCAAACAGCGCAGUGCCCAGCCCAGGGCCUUGGACUUCAGAGGGAUUCCAUCAUUCCAGCCUCUCACGCUGACAGUGGAGCACAUCAUAAAGCCCCUUAGUUUAUCCAAACCUUCCCUUUUCAUCCCUGAAGUGCAGCUGGCACAGAUGAGCCAACAUUUGGACUGGGCUCCGGAGCCACCACGGCCUUUCUGUCCCUACCAGCAACAGGCAGAUGUUCCAGCAUUCCAGCUGCCCCCUCAGCCAUCCCAGGUGGAAAUCACAGCUCUGACUGGUUACACUCCUCAAACAGCUGCGCAGAGCAUUCCUGCUGCCACAUCCAGCACAAGCGAGCCCCUGACCUAUGGGGUGUGUGUGGAAGGCACAGACCACGCCAACAGGAGCUCACAGCAGGACCAAAGGCUGAAGGAAGUUUCUCCAGAUCAUUCUGUGCAUGGAAAGCUCCAAACCCAGGGGCUGGGAAAGAGCUGCAGCCACUGGGAUUACAAAGAGCAGCAGCCAGAGGUGGCACUGUGGAAGAGCAGGGACAGACUGGAGUCGGUUCUGUUCCAGGGGAGCCCUGGGCAGAUGCAGCUGCUGCUGCAGAGUGACGGGCUGGAAAGUCCAGAGUAUGUGUCCCAGCUGUCCCUGUCUUUGCUGGAACAGGGAGGAUGCUACAGACAACAGGCAGAGCUGCCACUGCUGCUGUCUGCAGGGACAGCUGAGGCAGACUAUGUUCCAGAGGAUGAACUGCUGGCACCUCUGUCAGCAACCCUCCUUCUCUCAGUCCGGACUGGGAACGAUUUCCCUGGAGAGAACCACCCGGAGCAGUGGAUGCUGCCAGAGUCAUUCCUACAUCCUGCAAACAAAGUGCAGCUCCCAGAGACUGCAGGCAUGGAAAUGUUCCCAGCAGCAAAGGAGCUGAGCUGCACAGAACUGAGCGUGUCCCCAGACAGCAGCUCAGGCCGGGACAGGGGCACUCCUCUCACCAUGCUCUUCAAAGAUUUGGACUUAAAAGUGCAGUGGGAUGAGGAUGAUAACACAGAAUUUUAUUAGGAUGACUUAAUGGUGUUAAAAUCCAGGUGAUGUUUUCUUGCAUGAAACAGAAGCAAUGCAAAACCACAGCUAAUGCUGGCUGUGUUAACGUGCUCAGGGCUGUCAGACUGUUCCAUUGUGGGCUUUGGUGCCUUUACUGAUAGAAUUACUCCUUGUUACACUGCAAUACUGUACCUUUGCACUUAAACAACAAGUCUUUCUUUCUUGCAUAUUCUCAAAUCUAUUAUGUGUUGGGUUACUUUAAAAGAUGAGUUAAGAUCCCAUUUCCAACUCCAAAUUCAGUUUACUGAAAAUUUAGCAAAAUUCACAACAGAAACUGCCUUUGCUCUUUACCAACACCAAAGAUCGAGGGCUAAGAUGUAUCCACACUUAGAAGAAAUUCAGGUAUGCAAACCUGAAAGAAUUCAGCGUGGUAGAGUAAAAGAAGUAAAUAGUUAUUGGCAUUCUAGCCUUGGAUAAAUGACUUGGCAGUAUUCUACUUCCCUGGGAUGGACUUUGCCUUUAAAGGAGUCCUUGAAACUGAGUAACAGCUCCUGAUGCCACAGUUCUGUGAAAUAUGUCCCUGUACCCUGUGGUUUUUAAUACUAGUACAAAGAUAAAGCCUUUUUUAAUACCUGUACAAAGAUAAAGCCUUUUUCAUCUCUGCAACAGAUUAAUGCAGCCUUGGCCCAGUUCUGAGAUUUCUCAGCUGCUGCUCCUUUCCUUCUCUGCAAUAGUCACACAUUCUCUUCUUCCCUUGAGAUCCCCAGGGAUGAAGCACCUGGGAUCACAUUCCAGGCAGGCAGGGAUGUGAGGAUUUACAGCACUCCCGGUCCAACCCUCAAUCUCAGUUUAUCCCAAUCCCAAUCCACGCACUCAGUAAUCCACAAAGGAGACCGGGGAGGUCUUGAGCUCUUCCUCCCACCCCUCACUGACACUGCCCAUGAGGAACCUGCUCCAUGUUCCUGGCACAUCCUCCAGAGCUGCCAUGACCAUUUUUUGGGAGCCAAAAUCCUUGGAGCACUUGCAUCUCCACCAAAAGCAAGUUAAAUUCUAAAUUCAGGGGCCAAAGGAGGCAAUUAUUUUUCAUUCAGAGGAAAGCACAGUUCAGCCUGUUCAUUUCCAGUGCUGUGGUGAAAAAUGUGUCCGAGGACAUCGGUUCUAGAGAAGUGGAAGCAUUGACAGGAAUAAGCAGGGUUUGACUGGUAUGGGGAAGUAUUCACUAGAAGAGACUAAGGCUGACCAGAGGUAAAAUCCAGCUGUUCCCACUCCAAGUGCACUUGGGGGUUUUCUCAGCCCAGGGAAGCUGAAGCUAAAGGCUAAAUUCCACUUGCUUUGGGGUGGUUUUGCAAAUAAGCCAUAGGCUCAUGAAGUGAAGAUUUUUGAUGAUUCAACCCAGGAUUAAAGAAAUAGUCUUACAAACUUUACAGGCCAAGGUUCAGCUCCGAGCUCCAGCACCAACAACUGACGAAGAGCCACAGCCCUGUGAGGCCAAAAGGUCAAAAUUCCAAGUGUGGUGAAGAAGUGUCAAGCACUGGGUAUCAAAGAUUGAAAUAUGUGCACGGCUUGGGCAGCGACCAGCAGGACAUUUCCAGGGAGCUCACCCCAUACCAUUCACUGCUAAAGGGUUUGUGGAAUGCCCUUUGAUCUGUUUCCUGUACUCUGUGCCCCAAAAAACAACGCACAGAGAAAUGCUGCAGCUCCUGGAGUGGUUCCCAAGGACUGUGAGACCCCAGGGGUGACAUUUUUUCCCACUAAACCUCCCCAGAGAGGCAUUUAAAGCCAGUGAUGCAAUUACCUUGUUCAGAGUUGCCUGUGGGCUGCAUAUCUUGUGUCAACAACAUUCCCAGUGAUGCUACUCAGGGAAUAAUCAAAUGCCACAAUAUCAACAUUUUGGAUUGUGUUAUGAAAUAUAACCCCCAGCACAGGAAGAGUAUGGGCAGAGUCGUGUGGAAGGGAUGGGGGCCUUGGGAGAGCAUGUGAAUGUGCUGCUAAAAUCACAUUAUUUUCUAUUUUAAAAGCUUUUCCAAAUCCCUCAGCAGAACCCCUGCUGCAGGGUCUGAUCAUGCCCAGACUGUAUAAAUGUGUCAUCCUGGUGGAGGACAGAUGGCAGCUGAGGAAAGUCUAGGAAUGGAUUUUUAGAAUGCACGUUGGUGCCUAAAGAUGCAAAGUGUCCCCGAGCUGGGACAUCCAUCUCUCCUUCAGGCCCUUAAAUACCUUCAGGGCUGCAUUACCCCUGACUGAACAAAAGGCAGGAAUGAUUCCAGCCCCAUCCCAUCCUGCCUGUUCCACCCUCCAGCAGCUGUAAUGUCCAGGGAUCACAGGCAGGAGAGCCCUGUCCUUUGGAGGGACUGACUGCAAUAUCCUCAACUUCCUGCUCUCGUCAUGGCUUAGUCAAUAUUGAUCUUUGAGGCCUGGAUCUUCUGAGCAGAGGGAGAUCGGUUCUUGUCUCAUGAGUCACCUUCUAAAUUUAACACAUAGAUCAUCCAUUCUCAAGCUGCUUCUCUUUGGAAAAGCUUGGAAAGAGAGGUUGAUGCUGUUGAAGGAAUGUGUCAUCCUUGCUGACCUCACUGCCUUCCUCUGUUCAGAACCAAACUGAUCCAUUUGUGUCAAACAGCUGCUCCAGGACAUCCUUAUCUCCAUCUCCUUCUGUGUAAGAACAUUGCCAGGUAAACAGCAGGAUUUCAACAUUGUUCCAAAGGUCUCCCCACGCAAACCAUCUGUGCCUAACAGCACUCUGCUCCUCAGUCAUCCUGGCUGCUCCAGAUAACAGUUCUGAUAGCUCUGGAUAAUAAAAUCAAGGAGUGUGUGUGUCCCCAGCAGAUGUCACGCCAAUGACAGGUGAGCGCUGCAGUUCAGUUGUCACAAGGACACCAGAGGAGCAGGUGGCAGCUGAAACCCUAGAGCAAAGCAUUGCUCUUUGUCUUCUCAGCUAAAUCUGGGAGCUGGCACUUGCUCACUCCCCGAGCAGCAGCCCCGCUGGAAGCUCAGCAGGGAUCCUUGCCCAGGGAUGAACACUCUGCAAGCCAAGGAUCCCUUUCUCCCUCCCUGUUUGUUCCUUUAUUUUGGCACUGGAGGGUGUUUGAGCACUAUGAAAAAUCACCGGUGAGUUUUUUAACAAGUUCUGAGAGGAAAAUCUUACUCGAGGGACAAAUGGGAAGCUCUAAAUUCUGGAGACAGAAUGAAGGAGAGCUCACAGAAGCACAGAAUAUCCUGAGCUGGAAGGGACCACACGGAUCAUCAAGUUCAACUCCUGGUGCUGCAAAGAUACCUCAACAAUCCCACCUUGUGCCUGGCAGCGCUGUCCCAACGCUCCUGGAGCUCUGGCAGCCUCGGGGCCGUGCCCAUUCCCUGGGCAGCCU